Aaosphaeria arxii CBS 175.79 is the source of this 961-nucleotide messenger RNA. RefSeq lists its product as uncharacterized. The record is from RefSeq and is a predicted model, not a curated record. Lineage: Eukaryota; Fungi; Ascomycota; Dothideomycetes; Pleosporales. The coding region runs from base 220 to 942 and encodes 240 amino acids. The transcript has a single exon.
UACACUUUCAACAGUAGCCGCUUGUCUCUUCCGCUGCGCAAAAGUAGCGCAUAUCAGGCGUUCUAGAUAAUAAUCUUCACUGUCAUACAAUUGCCAAUUGCUUAGUUUGGCCUACGACCGCAGUCCUGCACCGUUAACGACCUCCGCACCACCUCCGCACUUCCUCAAAGGAUCUUCACAUAUUUCGACAACUACGACGACACCACUCGAUAUUCCACCAUGGCCGACCUCGAAGCCGCAACUGAGGCUGUAUCCUCGUCGCCGUCCUCCUCCCCGACAUCCCCAGCAGAAUUAUUAUACCGCAGCUCCCCCGAACGGCUCGGAAUGCCUUUCGACAGACGGCUUCUCCUCGCACUCUCCUCAUCCUUCUUAUGCGGCUUUACCCUUGGGACCUCGCACGCGGGCCACCUGGCCUCACUCCGCUUCCGAGCCGAGAAUGCGCACCGGCUACCCAUCUCCCAACCGGGUUGGUACUUAUACCACAAGUCGAAGAACUACUACAAAGCAAAGGAGGGCAUCGUAGUCGGGGUGCGCAAGGGCGGGUACCUCGCGGCGUGGACGUCGAUAUUCUUCGUGCUCGAGGAAUCGAUCGACGUGUUCCGCGGGACGUGGAAGGCGGGUAGGACGGUGGCGGAAAUGGAGGGUGUGGAUGAGUUGGAUAUGCGGGACAUGGGCGGCGCGGUGGAGAGGAGCAGAGACUUUGUGAGCAGUGGGAUUGCGGGGAUGGUCACCGGCGGCAUUUGGAGCGCUUGGAAUGCGUUCCCCAUGGUCACGGCUGCGAGGACGAUCAGACUUGGGUUGGCGGUCGGGUUGGCGUUCGGAUUGGGGCAGGAUGGGUUGACAUAUUUGAGGGGAAGGAGCGUGGGGUGGGUUGGUGAGGUCGCAGGGAAGGGAACGGAGGAGGGUCAAGAUGGCGUAGAGGUUGAGGCGAAGGGUGCUUGAACGCUAGGUCCGUCGUGGG